This is a messenger RNA of Rotaria sp. Silwood2, 1143 nucleotides long. Lineage: Eukaryota; Metazoa; Rotifera; Eurotatoria; Philodinida; Philodinidae. The record is from the annotation of a GenBank genome assembly.
AUGGAUAAUAGCAGAGCAGGCAAUUGUUUCAAAUGGUCUAUAAUUUUUAUCAUUAUAUUUACCAUUGUUUAUUUAUCUGUAACACAAUUAUCAAAAGCUAGUUUAUAUGGUGUUGUGAAUAUAUUUACUGUUAAAUUUGAUGAUGGAUCAAUAGAAAACUUGAAUGAAAAUUCUAAUAAUCAUUUAUUACUUGAAAAUAUUUCUGAAAAAGAAAAUGAAUUAAUAAAUACAAAAUUAAAAAUAUUUUUUGUUCAAACAUCUGAAAAUGAAGAUAUACUUUCUCGUCAUGCUUGUUCAAUAGAAUCAGCUGCACGCCUUCAUUCUAAUGGCAUAAUAUUUGUUCUUAUGCGUAGUAAAUAUAUUCAUUUAAAAAAAGGUUCAUAUAUUCAUUUACGUUCAUAUAAUAAUAUUUAUUUUGUUCAUUUUAAUGAACAAGAUAUUUAUUUUGGAACAUCAUUAAUGCGAUUAAAUAAAACUAAACGUAAACAAUAUAUACAUUAUUUUUCAAUUUCACACAUGAGUGAUUUUAUACGUACAGCACUUUUAUAUAAAUAUGGUGGAAUUUAUUUUGAUCUCGAUGUAAUACCAUUAAAAAGUUUUCAUAGAUUUUCAAAUACUGUUGGACUUGAAACAAAUGAUGGUGUUAAUGUUGCUGUUUUAGUUUUUGAAAAACAACAUUUAGUAUUAGAUUUACAAAUGGAUAAACAAUUAGAAUCUAUUGAAAAUCAAUUUCAUGCAUUAUGUUGGAAUUGUCUUGGACCAUUAGCAUUAACAGAUGCUUUAAAAAGUGUUUGUGAUCAAAGUCAAUUAUAUAUUCAUAAAAAAGAUAAAUGUCAUCAAAUUGAAAUACAACCAUCAUUUGUAUUUUAUCCAAUAUCUUAUCAACAAAUUCCACAAUUCUUUCGUUGUUCAACAGAAAAUAUAGAAUUUUUAUUAAAAAAUUCAAGUAUAUAUUCAAUACAUUAUUUUCAUCAUAUGACAAUGAAUAUACCAAUUGAAAAAAUGUCACCAUUUGCUCAAAUAGCUGAAAUCUAUUGUCCAAAUGUAUAUAAAGAAUUAAUUAAUCAAAAUUUAUCGAAUCAAUCGUCAAACGUUUUUUUCACAAAUAAUGAUUCUAUUCAAAAUACAACACAAAUUUCAUAA